Messenger RNA from Cuscuta campestris, 2084 nucleotides. The record is from the annotation of a GenBank genome assembly. Lineage: Eukaryota; Viridiplantae; Streptophyta; Magnoliopsida; Solanales; Convolvulaceae.
CGCGCCUCCUCUUCUCCUUCUUCUUCUUCUUCUUCUUCUCUCUUUGUGUUCUCUACGCGGUUUCACCAUGACCCCCACCCCCACCCUUCUUGGAGGUUACGUUGGUUUACUUGAUAAUAAUUAAUUAGGUCUGUAUAGCUCAAAGAUUUGAUUUUUUUAAUCCACUUUUUUUUUCCUUCACUCCGGAGCUCAUUUUUAAAUCUGGGUAUUCUUCGGUUGGUAUCGAGAAGUUGAUUUUUUAUUUUUCAACUGAGUCUACUCGGUGACUCGUUCGUGUUGAUGUGAAUUGUACUAUAGAGAUAGAUAGAUCUGUGGAAAAGGAAAUCUGGGUCUGGUUUUCUAUGCUGAGGAAAUGAAUGGGUUCUUCAGAUUUGUGGUUUUUAUUCUGGUUUAUCAGAAUUUGACUUCUUGCUGUCCUCUCAGGAAUGAAGGUUUGGGUGUGUUGAGACUUAAAAAGAAAGGGAUUGCUGAUAGAUUUGAAGCUUGGAAGAGCAGGAAACAUGGAAUGGGAAAUUCAUAUUCAAGAGGAAAUUUUGUGUUUCUGAAAAUGACAGAGUUCAGCAGAGUAGCUCUAAGGGAAUUGCACAACAUUAAAUUUUUUCCAUAUCCACCCAAACGAGGUGCUACUACACUAGCACAAUCCCCAUCUCCUUCUCCGUCCCCAUCACCGAGUCCCCAUGGACCAGGUCUUGCACCACCAUCAAGCUCUGCGGUGCCAGAAGUUGCCCGACCCGGGCCCACACCUAUUCCAUCUGUUGCACCAUCUUUCAUUCCUUCCCCUCAAGGCAACUUUAUAAAUUCAUCACUUAGAAAUAAAAGCAAGAACCACAACAAAAUCUUGAUAGUGGCUGCAACGGUUGGGGGUUCUGCUUUGCUUGUGCUUUCUGCAAUUUGUGUAGUUUUAUAUCAACACAAUAAGACGGCUGUUGUAAAACCUUGGGCGACUGGAAUCAGUGGCCCCCUGCAGAAAGCUUUUGUUACGGGUGUGCAGAAGCUUAAGAGAUUAGAACUCGAGACAGCUUGCGAAGAUUUUAGCAACGUGAUUGGCUCUUCAUCGGUUCAUACAUUGUACAAGGGAACAUUAUCUAGUGGAGUUGAAAUAGCUGUUUUAUCACUUGCCGUGGCAUCUGCUAAGGAUUGGUCUAUAGAUCAAGAAUCCCAAUUCAGACAAAAGAUUGAUACACUAUCAAAAGUAAACCACAAGAACUUUGUGAAUCUCAUUGGGUAUUGCGAGGAAGAAGAACCAUUCACGAGAAUGAUGGUGUUUGAGUAUGCGCCAAAUGGGACACUUUUCGAACACUUGCACAUUAGGGAAGCUGAGCACUUGGAUUGGGCGACCCGAAUGAGAAUCAUGAUGGGCAUGGCGUAUUGUCUUGAACACCUUCACCAAUUGACCCCACCACCGCGCUUCUUGAAAACCCUAAGUUCCUCGUCCGUGCACCUAUCCGAGGACUAUGCAGCCAAGAUAUCCGAUUUCAUCUUCGGGCACGUGGAUACGGACGAGUCGUCAAACGGGCCGAACAAUGUGUACGGUUUCGGGGUCAUCCUGUUCGAGAUGGUCACGGGUCGGUUGCCCUACUCGGACAACGCGAGUGCCCUUGAAGACUGGGCCUCGAGCUACCUUAGGGGAGGUGGGGGGCCACUAUCCCUCCGGGAAAUGGUUGACCCGGCUUUGACUUCUUUUCGGGAGGACCAAAUGGAGGGAAUCGGGGACGUGAUUCAGUCGUGUGUCGAUCCUCGGCCGGAGCGGCGGCCGAGUGUGGGAGAGGUUUGUGGGAGAUUGAGGGAGAUAAGUGGGAUAGGGCCUAAUGGGGCAUCCCCUAAAGUGUCUCCACUUUGGUGGGCAGAACUGGAGAUUAUAUCUACUGAUGAGGCACCUUAAGGGACAGUUGCCUUUGGGAGUUUGGGGUGGUACAGUAUAUGUUAGUCAUCUGCCAGUUCUUAGUAGUAAAUAUAGUUUGUACUCCGUAAAUACCAAAAUGAGAAAGAAAGAUGAUUCUUGUGUGUGAAUAUAAUGUUGUGAUAAAUACAAAAAGAAUUUAAUUUGUUAUUUUUUCCGAGUAGAAUAAACUAGGUGUUGACAU